Rhodamnia argentea is the source of this 3211-nucleotide messenger RNA. RefSeq names its product probable LRR receptor-like serine/threonine-protein kinase At5g63710. Bases 954 to 2894 code for a protein of 646 amino acids. The record is from RefSeq and is a predicted model, not a curated record. Lineage: Eukaryota; Viridiplantae; Streptophyta; Magnoliopsida; Myrtales; Myrtaceae. The transcript is spliced from 11 exons. Gene Ontology annotation, biological process: protein phosphorylation. Gene Ontology annotation, molecular function: protein binding; ATP binding; protein kinase activity.
UUUUGUUUUGUUCUCUUCUGAUUAAUAUUUCAUUUGGGUUGUUGAUGUUCUUCUUCUUUUGUUCCUAAUUAUCAUUGCCAACUCGCUUGUGUGCGCAAAGUGGAAACUUGUUUGAUUGUAACUGAUUUUGUCCUGAUAGUUGGCACUUCUUCCUCUUCCAUGGGUUCUUUCCUUUGCCCCCUAAAUUAAAUUUUUUCCUUAAAGAAAUAUUUCUGAUUGUCUGGGAUGGUUCUUGAGGUGCUGUUGCUCGUCCUUAUUAUUCCGUCCUCAGUGCCUGUAGCUGCAGGAUAACGGUUCCUAUUGAUUGUAUUGCAUCGACUUACACAUGAUUUAUGAGCUCAACUAUUGCUGUAAACAUCUCUGGUAUUAGAGUGUGAAGUAUCAAAACGACCUGCUUGCUCUUUUUUUUUUUUUAUAAUCCAACAUCAACAUUCUUCAUUAAAUGACUGGUCUUGAUGCCGUAGACUCACUAUAAAAAUAAUGUGCCAUUCAUGUCAGGAAGGAAUAAUGGUAUGGAGAGCCGAUAGAUGGUCCACGUGGUCCCCAUGUUCAUAACAGUCAUUACAUUUUUUGAAUGGAGUAUAUCACAUGAGGGAAUGAAAAAACUGGCCAGACAGGGCAGUCCCUUGGAAGCAAUCCACUUAAUAUUAGAGAGAUACCUCGGAAAACCUUCGUUGUGCUGUUUUAUGUCAAUACCAUGUUUACUAGUUUAUGAAUGAAAGGUUUAGAUGAAGUAUCAGGAACAUGUCUCCGGAUAAAAUAAUCCCAUAAUUACCGAGAAGCCUUGAUGUUGAUUCGUAGGUGAGAGCGAGGGCACAAUUUUCUUUCAUAAGUUCUAUCUUUUCAGCAAUAGUUGGGUCCCUGAGAGUUCAGAAUUCCAGUUUAUGAAACAUAUCAAUUGAAAAAAUCUCGUCAGAAGGGUGCAGCAAUAUGAAUCACUUGAUCAGAACGUCAUGUACCAAAAACAGUUCGUUUUUUGUGGUUUCUCAUCUGGUAAGAGUAAUAUGAAAGCAAGUGAGAGUGAGACUUUUCUCUUGGCAUCGUGCUCAGAAUUAUCAAAAGGACGCAAGAAGUUACUGGCUGAAAGUUUGGAAGCCAAAGGCCAUCAUAUGGGUGGAACUUUUCUCAAUCAUCAUGCUUAUUUAAAGCAAAUCAUUUUCUCUUUUAUAGUCCUCAUCUUGUUAAACGACAGCCAUUCAUCCAAUGGACCCAACGUUGAAGGCGAGGCUCUCAUUGAAGUCCUGAAAAGCCUCAAUGAUACUAAUCACCGCAUCAGGGAUUGGGAUGACCACCUGGUGAGCCCAUGCUUCAGUUGGUCUCAUGUCAGCUGUCCAUAUGGACAUGUCAAUAUACUGAGCCUCGACUCAAUUGGAUUUUCAGGAACUCUCUCUCCUGCAAUUACCAAGCUAAAGUAUUUGGUCAACUUGGCAUUACAGAACAAUAACCUGUCAGGUGUGCUACCCGAUUUCCUGGGUAACAUGGUGUACCUACAGAAUCUAAAUCUGGCGAAUAACCAGUUCAAUGGAACUAUACCUGCCUCCUGGGGUCAACUUUCCAAUCUAAAGCAUUUGGAUCUCUCGUCCAAUAACUUGAUGGGAAAGAUCCCCAUGCAACUCUUCUCGGUUCCAACAUACAAUUUCACCGGAACAAAACUCAUUUGUGGCUCUAGCUGGGGUCAACCUUGUGUAAAAUCACCGCUUCCAGCUUCAAGUGGAAAGUCGAAACUUGGAGUUGCUGUAGCUUUUGCCAGUUGUGGUGCAUUUGCACUUUUGUGUCUGGGGGCUAUCUUUGCAUACUGGUGCCAUCAAAUGUCCAAGUCCAAACAUGACCUGUUUGUGGAUGUAGCAGGUGAAGAUGAACGAAAAAUUUCUUUUGCUCAAGUGAGGAGAUUUUCUUGGCGUGAAAUUGAACUUGCUGCCGAUAAUUUCAGUGAAAACAACAUAAUUGGACAAGGAGGCUUUGGCAAAGUUUACAGAGGUGUUCUCUCGGACAGUACAAAGGUUGCCGUUAAAAGACUUACCGACCACAACAAUCCUGGUGGAGAGGCUGCAUUCCUGAGGGAAGUUGAGCUUAUUAGCGUUGCAGUUCACCGUAACCUUCUUCGUUUGAUUGGUUUCUGCACAACCUACUCGGAGAGGAUACUUGUUUAUCCCUACAUGAAAAAUCUUAGCGUUGCAUACCACCUGAGAGAUUUAAAACCAGGAGAGAAAGGGUUGGACUGGCCAACGAGGAAGCGCAUAGCUUUUGGAGCGGCUCAUGGCUUGGAGUAUCUUCAUGAACAUUGUAAUCCUAAGAUUAUACAUCGUGAUCUAAAGGCUGCAAAUAUCCUCUUGGAUGACGAUUUCGAAGCCGUUCUUGGUGAUUUUGGACUGGCUAAGCUGGUUGAUCCAAGAGUGACUCAAGUUACUACACAAAUAAGAGGUACAAUGGGUCACAUUGCGCCAGAGUACUUGUCCACUGGAAAGUCAUCAGAGAAGACAGAUGUUUUUGGCUAUGGUAUAACACUUCUCGAACUUGUAACUGGUCAGCGCGCGAUUGACUUUUCUCGGCUCGAGGAGGAGGAGGAUGUUCUUUUGCUUGAUCACAGCAAGAAGCUGCUGAGAGAAAACAGGCUCCAAGACAUGGUAGAUCGCAAUCUGUCUAUGUAUGAAGCGAAAGAAGUCGAGACCAUCAUCCAAGUGGCAUUGCUUUGUGCACAAGGGACCCCUGAGGACCGUCCCACAAUGGCAGAAGUUGUAAACAUGCUUCGAGGGGUUGGCCUAUCAGAGAGAUGGGCUCGGUGGGAGCGACAUGAAGAGGAAAGGAACAAGCAAUCCUUGUUCACGUCUCACCCUUUCCCUUGGGCUGAAGACACCACUCAACUCGAAGCCAUCCAAUUGUCGAAAGCAAGGUAGGACCGGUUUUGAACAGAACCUUUCAAGUUAGAAAAGAGUAGCAACAUAUCGACCAUUAUAUGGUAAAUCGAUAUACAGAUCCCGGGAGCAUAAUGUCUCAAUUUUGUCGUUUAUUGGCUAGUACCUGCAUGUGCUAGAAUUUCUACCCGAUACAAUAGCAUGUCUUCAUGAAUGAUCCUAGUAUGUUUGUUUAGCGCAUGACAAAACACUGCCUUUUUGCCACUCUUUGGUGUUGCUAAUAGUGAAGUUACCGUCUAGAGGAAACAAAAAUGGAUAUGCUUCCAUUUGCAUCAGGAGUAUGUACAUUCUUUUUGCCA